AUGUCAAGUCCGCACAUUUUCCAAUUUGAUGAUAGAAAUCGAAAUAGUAUUAUUGGUCGUAAUUGGAUUAAUGCCUUACGUUUAAGUGAAACAACAUUAAAUUAUACUGUUUCUAAUAAUACAAGUUCUAAUAUUAAUUCUUCUGGAAUUCGAUAUAUUCGAACAACAUCAAAACAUUCUCAAUCAAGCAGCAAAGCUGAACAUAAUGUUGAUAUUACAAAAUCUGCUCCUAAAUAA
Rotaria sordida is the source of this 237-nucleotide messenger RNA. Lineage: Eukaryota; Metazoa; Rotifera; Eurotatoria; Philodinida; Philodinidae. The record is from the annotation of a GenBank genome assembly.